Messenger RNA from Trichosurus vulpecula (common brushtail), 3756 nucleotides. It is a transcript of the gene OSBPL6, whose product is annotated as oxysterol binding protein like 6. The transcript has 24 exons. The coding region runs from base 316 to 3120 and encodes 934 amino acids. The record is from RefSeq and is a predicted model, not a curated record. Gene Ontology annotation, cellular component: cytosol; perinuclear endoplasmic reticulum; plasma membrane. Lineage: Eukaryota; Metazoa; Chordata; Mammalia; Diprotodontia; Phalangeridae. Gene Ontology annotation, molecular function: cholesterol binding.
AAAGAUGUCACCAGGGAGUUGCAUAGAAUCCCUAAAUCCCAGGAUAUAGAGAGACCAGAGGAGGGGAGCCUGCACCAGCUCUGAGAAGAAGUUGGACUGCAAGAAGAGAGUUCUUCCCUCUCAUCCUGUGAUACUAUUAGCCUCAGUGUUCUAAGGUGAUUUGGCUACCCUCAAAGUCCACCACAACCUUUUAAGUCAAACCUGGUCUGCGAAAUGGAAUAAGACUGAAAAAUUAUCCACUUCUUUCCUCCUAUGUGAGAUUGAGACUAGAUUGGGAUGGUCUUUGGUGCUUGGGACUAGAUUCUCACUGCAACCAUGAGUUCAGAGGAAAAGGGCAUAUCACCUGCUCACAGAACCUCCACUCCAAGCCAUAGAAGUGCCUCCUCUUCAUCGUCCUCCCAAAGGGAAAGUAGGCAGAGUGUCCACGUUUUAGAGAGGAAUGCUUCUGCUGGUAAUGAGCCAUCUGCAAGCAGGCAGUUGCUAGAAACUGAACCUGUCUCACUCGCUAAGGAGGCCGACAGCUGGGAAAUCAUAGAGGGCCUGAAAAUAGGCCAGACUAAUGUCCAGAAGCCAGAUAAACAUGAAGGAUUUAUGCUGAAGAAAAGAAAAUGGCCUUUAAAAGGCUGGCACAAGCGGUUUUUUGUCCUGGAUAAUGGAAUGUUGAAGUAUUCAAAAGCACCACUUGAUAUUCAAAAAGGCAAGGUCCAUGGGAGCAUUGAUGUUGGCUUAUCAGUUAUGUCAAUUAAAAAGAAAGCUCGGCGGAUAGACCUUGACACUGAAGAGCACAUCUAUCAUCUAAAGGUGAAAUCCCAGGACUGGUUUGAUGGUUGGGUCUCUAAACUCCGCCACCACCGAUUAUACCGUCAGAAUGAAAUUGUAAGGUCACCAAGGGAUGCAAGCUUUCACAUAUUUCCUUCAACCUCCACAACAGAAUCUUCGCCAGCUGCUAAUGUUGCAGUUAUGGAUGGAAAGGUACCACAGAACAGUUUCCCAUGGCAGCCACCUAUACCAUGCAGUAAUAGCCUCCCUGCAACAUGCACCACUGGCCAGAGUAAAGUAGCAGCUUGGUUACAGGACUCUGAAGAAAUGGACAGAUGUGCAGAAGAUCUCGCACACUGCCAAUCAAACCUUGUGGAACUUAGCAAACUUCUUCAAAAUUUGGAAAUACUGCAAAGAACUCAGUCAGCACCAAACUUCACUGAUAUGCAGGCUAACUGUGUAGAUAUUUCAAAGAAAGACAAGCGAGUCACAAGACGGUGGAGAACAAAAAGCGUCAGCAAAGAUGCAAAAAUACAACUUCAGGUUCCUUUCAGUGCAACAAUGUCUCCUGUUCGGCUACAUUCCUCCAACCCCAACCUUUGUGCAGAUAUUGAAUUUCAGACUCCCCCAAGCCACCUGACUGACCCCCUGGAAACUUCCACAGACUACACAAAGCUACAAGAAGAAUUUUGUCUCAUUGCUCAGAAAGUACAUUCCCUUUUGAAGUCGGCUUUUAACAGCAUAGCUAUUGAGAAAGAAAAGCUAAAACAGAUGGUUUCUGAACAAGAUCACAAUCAAGGCCAUAGCACACAGAUGGCAAGACUCAGACAGUCGCUUUCUCAGGCACUUAACCAGAAUGCUGAGCUACGGAGUCGCUUAAACCGGAUACAUUCAGAGUCUGUUAUUUGUGAUCAGGUUGUCAGUGUCAAUAUUAUUCCUAGCCCUGAUGAGCCUGGGGAGCAAAUCCAUGUCAGUCUCCCUCUGUCACAGCAAGCUGCUAAUGAGAGCCGGCUCUCUAUGUCUGAAUCUGUCUCAGAAUUCUUUGAUGCCCAGGAGGUGCUUCUCUCAGCUAGCUCAUCAGAAAACGAGGCUUCAGAUGAUGAGUCUUACAUCAGUGAUGUGAGUGAUAAUAUAUCUGAAGACAAUACCAGUGUUGCAGACAACAUUUCCCGGCAAAUCCUUAAUGGAGAGCUUACGGGAGGUGCGUUCCGAAAUGGACGUCGAACUUGCCUCCCAGCUCCAUGCCCUGAUACUAGCAACAUUAAUCUGUGGAAUAUUUUGAGAAACAACAUUGGCAAAGAUCUAUCUAAGGUCUCUAUGCCUGUGGAAUUGAAUGAGCCCCUCAACACUCUGCAGCAUCUCUGUGAGGAAAUUGAAUACAGUGAGCUCUUGGACAAGGCUUCCGAAACUGAUGACCCGUAUGAGCGCAUGGUUCUCAUUGCUGCAUUUGCAGUUUCAGGAUACUGCGCUACCUACUUCAGAGCAGGAAGUAAGCCAUUCAACCCUGUGCUUGGUGAGACGUACGAGUGCAUUCGAGAAGACAAGGGAUUCCGUUUUUUCUCAGAGCAGGUUAGCCACCAUCCACCCAUUUCUGCCUGUCAUUGUGAAUCAAAGAAUUUUGUGUUUUGGCAAGAUAUAAGAUGGAAAAACAAAUUCUGGGGGAAAUCCAUGGAAAUCCUACCUGUGGGAACACUGAAUGUGACACUUCCAAAGUAUGGAGAUUACUACGUAUGGAACAAAGUCACGACAUGCAUCCAUAACAUCCUCAGUGGAAGGAGAUGGAUAGAGCAUUAUGGAGAAAUCACUAUUAGAAAUACAAAGAGCAGUAUUUGUAUCUGUAAACUCACAUUUAUCAAGGUGAAUUAUUGGAAUUCUAAUGUAAAUGAAGUCCAAGGGGUUGUCAUCGAUCAGGAAGGAAAGGUGGUUCACCGUCUCUUUGGAAAGUGGCAUGAAGGAUUAUACUGUGGUGUACCACCAUCAGCAAAGUGCAUAUGGAGGCCAGGUUCCAUGCCAACCAAUUAUGAACUCUACUAUGGCUUUACAAGGUUUGCUAUUGAACUCAAUGAAUUAGAUCCUGUCCUGAAAGAACUUCUUCCUCCAACAGAUGCUCGAUUCCGGCCAGAUCAAAGGUUUUUGGAAGAAGGGAAUUUAGAAGCAGCAGCUGCUGAGAAGCAAAGAGUAGAAGAGCUCCAGAGAUCCAGAAGGCGAUACAUGGAAGAAAAUCACCUGGAACAUAUACCAAAAUUUUUUAAAAAAGUCAUUGAUGCGAAUCAAAGAGAAGCCUGGGUUUCUAAUGACACCUAUUGGGAGCUUCGAAAGGACCCUGGCUUUAGCAAAGUAGAAAGCCCUGUACUGUGGUAACCCAAGACUGUAGAUCCGAGUACACAUAUCACACUCUGAAUGAAUAAAUAACUAUGCACAAUGAUGUUUCUUAUAGCUAAGCGUGGUUUGUGGGUCUACAGAAAACUUACCAUUUGCUUUUCUAUUCAUCUUUAUAAUGGACUUUCAAAAGUGCAUUAGACCAGGCCCCUGACCACUUUGGGAUCCUUUCUGUUUUGCUGCAGCCAUAUUCCUUAAAACGUCCUCACCCUCAAAACGCAGAAUAAAGGGAGCAGAUAAAAGUAAUCCAAAGUCCGAAGAGUUUGUAAAGAAAAAAAAAACUGUACCUGGUGCUUAAAGCCAACCUCGAGAGUUCAAAAUAAUAUGUAUAAAUGUAUAAAACAUGAAUUUGGUCAUUUGCCUGGAAGAGCCAUGAUUAUAUACUAUAAACUCCUAGGUCACAGCUGUGGGUCAGUUCAGGCUUGACGUUUGUCUGUCCUUUGAUGUGACGCGCUUGUGCUGGCCUUGUUAAACAACAGUGACAGCAACAACAAACACAAUGCUUUGGGAAACCUGUUCCAUCCAUAUGCCAUUGUUCAUGCCUUAAGAAAUGUGAAGAUGUAAAAUAAAUCAUUUUAAAAUGUGUGCUCUUAGGCUGGUGUGAAGAACAGAUCUUUU